AUGCCCCGACGAUCCACCAGACAAAUAGCGUCCGCCCAACAGGAACAAGUCCCAGAACAACCGCUCCAGCAACAGCUACAAGGACCAGACGCAAACCUUUUCAACCUGAGGCGUCACUGGAAAUGGGCCGCCGUCACCCAGUUCUACUACAUCUUCGCCGACCUCUUCGCCACAAAUGAUGUCUCCAUCACGGAUAUCGAAAACGACUUUAUCCACGGCACAGAUGUAUUCUUACCGCGCAUCAUGCAACGCCUCUUGGUUACCCUCUCCUACGACAGAAAAAUAACGCUCGACAAUUGGCAGAACGCCCUCAGGAAACAGUACGAUAGGCGAGACCCAGACGCUAAUCCCCUUGGUCCUCCCACCGCCACUGCGGCCACCAAUUCAAGGCUUUCUUCCGUCUUGAAGGAAGAAGAGCCCGAGAAACCCUCCUCAGAAACGGGAGACGCAAAGGACGAAGACGAUAAACAACCCAAUGGGACCGACCCAUCCGAAGGGCCCUCCUCCCGUCAACAGACCGAAGACCCUCCUACUCGUCCAAUCGCCGAAGAAGAAGACACAGAAAAGAACAUAAAGCCGACCGUCGACUGGUCAGAGCUCGACAUGUUGCAGAAGCUCGAAACACUCCACACUCUCAUUGAAUGGCAAUUCCAGAACCCACUGCGACUCCGAAGUAUCAUGAAAUCCGACGACGAGUUCGCUUCAUGGAGAACCGAACCUAUUGGUUACGACAGGACUCAGAAUGCCUACUGGUUGAUCGGAGGAAACCGUCUUUGGAUCCAACGCGUUCCUCCUAAACCACCCGCCAAGAAGAAAAAACGGAAAGAAGCUCCAGCAGUUGGUCAGAAGCGCAAGGCUGCAACUAAAGAAGCUGCAGCAAAACAGAAGACAGCCAAACGGCGGAAAACUCGAGCUGAACCUGCGCCUUCGACACCAACGGCUACACCCAGAGGGAGUAGAGCAGCAAAGGAACAGGCCAAGGCCAAGCUAGAUGCUCAAGCCAAAGCACUUGCCGAAUACCAGCGCCAGACCGCUUCACAAACUAGGUCUACUCGUAGUACCCGCAACAGCAAACCUGCGCCUCCACCUCCACCUCCCACAAGGGGGACACGCACAAGUUCACGGUUACGAAACUUGCAAGAUGACGGUUGGCAACAGGUUCCCGAUGAAUGGCUAGAACCGCAGAGCUCUCCUAGCAAAGGGAAGAAGACGGGUCUUGAAGGCGAUGACGACAGCAUAAGCGACCUUACCGAGCUCAGCGACGACGAAGAGGAAGAGGAGGAAGAGGAGCAGGAAGAAUCAGAGGAAGAACCAGAGGAACCAAAAGAGAGAACACCAACUCCCGAACCUGAACCUGAACCACAACAAGAUUUUGUAGAAUGGGAAACGCUGUGCGUUACCCUCGCAGAAUGGGAAGCCUUUCCAGAGCAAUUCGCCAAGUCCACACACUAUCUCGAGCGAUCAUUCUACAAAUACCUUACAACCGUCGUUGUUCCUGAAGUGACCGCGGAGCUAAAGGCUAUAGAACAGAAACGACGACUGGAGGAGGCCCUCAGUCAUCGCAAACGCUCCUCUCGCUUGGCUCAGAGGGAAAGCGAAAAGGAGGCUGCACGGAUCGCUGCUCAAAAGAAGGCUGAAGAAGAUGCGCAAAUGGCUCGCACCCGACGGCUCGAGGCGCGUCUUAAACGCGAACAGGAGGAGAGAGAAAAGAAGGAGCGAGCGAGGGAAGAACGUCGGGCCAACCGCGAGGCGCGUGUUCUGAGGCGUGGUGAAAGUGCUGCCAAGUCGGAGAAGGAUGAAGAGGAACACCACUCGACCGAGGAUGAGAAGCUGCCUACCAAGUCCAAACCCAAAGCGAACGGCAAGGCCAAGUCGCCCGCACGCAACAGCAAGGCCAGUGGUGCCCGCACCCCUGGAAGCGAAUCGGAUUGGGAGCUAGAUUGUGAGAUUUGUGGAAGGAGAGGCAAGAACAUCGACGAUGGCAAACCUAUGAUGUGCUGCGGUCACUGCUCCAAAUGGCAGCACAUCUCCUGCCAUGACAAGAUGGACGCAUCUCAAGGCCGUCCAAAACGGGACUGGGACAAGAUCGAGUUCCUCUGCCGACGUUGUCUCGCUCAGCGACACCCUCCGCGCGCCACCGCUGCUCUCGGUCAAAUUCACCAACCGGCGACAGGAGUCUACGCUUAUCCUUCCCAAGGCAGGUGGCAGAACGGUACCUCGACCGCCUACAUCGACUCUCGCAACCACAUCUCAUAUGGUGCCCAUCCUGACUCCUAUGCUCGUUCAGCCAUUGGGCAGACGUCUAGCGUGCGUAGUUCUGCCGCAGGAGGAUACACGACGCAGUCCGUGUAUGGUGCACAUCCUAAUCAACCGUCGAACAUGAUUUCGUUCAGUCAUUACCAACCGCAGGAACGGGCGUUUACUUCAGAUCCUAACAGGAGCCAAGUCCCUCCUCAGCAUAGUAACCCUUACAUGCGCACAAAUGGUACAAACGGAUCGUGGCCGGUUGAUCCAAUGAAGUAUCCUCAUUACGCCGGCCAGUCUUCCUGGGGUCCCAACUAUGCGAAUCCCUCGGUGCCCAGCCACCAUGUUGCGGGGCACUCUGCACAUGGCAGUAGCCUCCCGUCUUCAUCCCAUUCACACCAAGUUGACAUGAGCUACUACCGAAGCACAGCUUACGACCAACGUCCUCCACCCCAUGCAUCUUCGGCGGCUCCGCCUCCUCACGCAGCUUCUCAUUCCCAUCGAGAAGCCUAUCAACAAUACCCUACAUCUUCCAGCUACCCUCCAGCGCCCCCUUCUCACUCGCCAUCGCAUCCAUCGUCGUUACCUCCAGUUCAACAACCACAGUAUUCACAUACUCGUACACCGUACCCACCGCAAUCUUAA
This is a messenger RNA of Coprinopsis cinerea okayama7#130, 2889 nucleotides long. RefSeq lists its product as hypothetical. The transcript is spliced from 11 exons. The coding region runs from base 1 to 2889 and encodes 962 amino acids. Gene Ontology annotation, cellular component: RSF complex. Gene Ontology annotation, biological process: regulation of DNA-templated transcription. The record is from RefSeq and is a predicted model, not a curated record. NCBI's taxonomy places the organism in Eukaryota, Fungi, Basidiomycota, Agaricomycetes, Agaricales, Psathyrellaceae.